AAGCCCUGUUUCAUCGAGACUGCUGAUGCAGUAUUUGUGUUUAGGUGUACUGCUCCAGAAUUUCUCGCAUUGUCAAGAUGUGUGUAGACAAUUUGACGACUUCAAACCUAUGAAUUAUGAAGGCGAAAUUUAUGAAAAUGCUUCAUAUCGACAAUCGGACCAUCAUUACUACAGGUUGGUGACGCAACGCAGUCAGUAUAGAUCAGAAGACCUUCCCUCUGUUAAACAAAAACUUCCGGGCAGCAUAGUCAAGUUUACUUUCCCGAUUACAUUCUAUGGCGAGCAAUACGGUUCAUUCACAGUAGACGCUUUUGGUGCAAUCGUUCUUCUGGAACCUCGAAACAGUUUAACUGGCGACAGUAAAAUUAUCUUACUUCAAUUGAAGACUGAAUACAAAUUGGUUCAUUCUUGGGCUAUCGGCGAAGGGAAUGUAAUUCAAGGCCUAGUUAGGUUCAAAAUAGAGAAUUGGAAUUGGAUACUUGUUUGGAUAUAUCCUAACGGGAAGAUAUCCAUAUACUACGACCUUAUAUCAUCAGUGAAGCAAAGGAAAUCGGGAAUAUACAGUUCUUUCAACUGCAAAAGUUAUUCAUCAGGCACGUCCAAAUCGUACAGAUACAAUGAGAUAUACGUUCCUAGUGACUGGAUCACAGAUUUCACGUUGGUGGAGUUUGAACCGAUGACAAAAUUGUGUUCUAGUCAAGUUUCGAACGAUUCUUGUCAAGCUGCAUCAACAACUAAUGUGACGUGUCUUUGGUGUUCAAAAGCUUCUAAGUGCAGUAAUGGUCAAGACGUAUACACUGCAUUUUGGCAACAAAAGAAAUGUAAUGUAAGCUCAGAAGAGAAAACUACGAAAACGGAAAAGAAUCUGCAACUCCGUAGACGUAACCUAUACGUCGUGUUACCGAUUGUUAUACCAGUUCUAAUUUUAGGCCUUGCCUCGGCCCUUGGGAUAUUGAUAUACAAAAUGAAAGUAAAUAAGCUGAACAAAUUGUAUCACUUUAGUCACAUUCAUCGACAACUCAAUUCAAUAUUUCAAUAAAUCUUGAAAGCCAACAUAUUUUUGUCGAAAAUUUUCAAAAUAUUAUUGAAUAAUUACAUCAUUUAGAAAUUGAACAAAUAAAAUUAGUUUGACUUUGUUACUAUUAUAUUACUUUAUUCAAAUGUCUUGUCUU
Molecule: messenger RNA, 1172 nt
Organism: Schistosoma turkestanicum
Lineage: Eukaryota; Metazoa; Platyhelminthes; Trematoda; Strigeidida; Schistosomatidae
Source: the annotation of a GenBank genome assembly